Messenger RNA from Empidonax traillii (willow flycatcher), 1352 nucleotides. RefSeq names its product dickkopf WNT signaling pathway inhibitor 3 (gene DKK3). Gene Ontology annotation, cellular component: extracellular region. Lineage: Eukaryota; Metazoa; Chordata; Aves; Passeriformes; Tyrannidae. The transcript is spliced from 7 exons. Gene Ontology annotation, biological process: negative regulation of canonical Wnt signaling pathway; multicellular organism development. The record is from RefSeq and is a predicted model, not a curated record. Bases 26 to 1069 code for a protein of 347 amino acids. Gene Ontology annotation, molecular function: receptor antagonist activity; co-receptor binding.
AGCAGCGGCAGCGGCGGCCACCGGGAUGCGGCGGGGAGCGGGUCCGGGGCGGCGAUGGGCGCUGCUGUGGGCGCUGCUGUGGGCGCUGUGCUGCGCCGCGGCGGGCGGCGGCGGGCGGAGAAGGGCCGCCAGCCUGGGCGAGAUGCUGCGGGAGGUGGAGGCGCUGAUGGAGGACACGCAGCACAAACUGCGCAACGCGGUGCAGGAGAUGGAAGCUGAAGAGGAAGGGGCAAAAAAACUGUCAGAAGUAAACUUUGAAAACUUGCCUCCCAACUACCAUAAUGAGUCCAACAAGGAAACCAGAAUUGGUAACAGAACUGUUCAGACUCAUCAAGAAAUUGAUAAGGUUACAGACAAUAAAACUGGAUCAACAGUUUUUUCUGAAACAGUUAUUACAUCUAUAAGAGAUGGAGAAAACAAAAGAAAUCAUGAGUGUAUCAUCGAUGAAGACUGUGAAACAGGGAAAUAUUGCCAGUUCUCCACCUUUGAAUACAAAUGUCAGCUCUGCAAAACCCAGCAUGCACCCUGCUCACGGGACGUUGAAUGCUGCGGAGAACAGCUCUGCGUGUGGGGCGAGUGCAGGAAAUCCACUUCAAAAGGAGAGAACGGCACCAUUUGUGAGAACCAACACGACUGCAACCCUGGAAUGUGCUGUGCUUUUCAGAAAGAGCUGCUGUUCCCUGUGUGCACGCCCUUACCCGAGGAGGGUGAACCCUGCCACGAUCCUUCCAACAGACUUCUCAACCUCAUCACCUGGGACCUGGAACCCGAUGGAGUGCUCGAGCAAUGCCCAUGUGCAAGUGGCUUGAUCUGCCAAUCUCAGAGCCACAGCCCUACGUCUGUGUGUGAACUGUCUGCCAAUGAAACCCGGAAUAAUGACAAAGAAGAUCCCUUAAUCAUGGAGGAGAUGCCAUUUCUCAGCUUAAUCCCCAGAGAUAUUCUCUCUGAUUAUGAAGAAAGCAGUGUCAUUCAGGAAGUGCGUAGAGAAUUAGAAAGUCUGGAGGCCCAAGCUGGUUUGAAGCCUGAGCCUGACUCAGCUCAGGACCUGGUUCUGGGAGAUGAAAUUUAAAGUCCAAGCACCAGGCAGUUUAGUUAGUCAUUUGUAGAAUUUUUUUGUCUAGUGUCUUGCUUAUAUAAACCCUAAAACACACACUGCUGGAUAGAAGUGCAAUAAACAAGGUCUUCAAUGAAAAUCCUUCUCUGUGCACCAAACCUGCAUGUUCCAACUACUGUUGAAUUCAUUCAAUCCUUGGACCAAACCUUCUGUCAAAUGAGAACCAUAUCAGUGUUUCUUCUGGAUUAGUUCUUUCCCCGUGUACAUCAGAAAUAAACUUAUUAGUACCUAUACUCAU